This is a messenger RNA of Cynoglossus semilaevis (tongue sole), 3294 nucleotides long. It is a transcript of the gene deaf1, whose product is annotated as DEAF1 transcription factor. The record is from RefSeq and is a predicted model, not a curated record. Gene Ontology annotation, molecular function: DNA-binding transcription factor activity, RNA polymerase II-specific; DNA binding. Gene Ontology annotation, biological process: regulation of transcription by RNA polymerase II. Gene Ontology annotation, cellular component: nucleus. Bases 87 to 2081 code for a protein of 664 amino acids. NCBI's taxonomy places the organism in Eukaryota, Metazoa, Chordata, Actinopteri, Pleuronectiformes, Cynoglossidae. The transcript has 13 exons.
CUUUUUUUACUUUUGUAUAAAAAUGUAUAUUUGGCAAUUAAAAAAAAAAAGUUUUAAAAUUGUGAAACUUUCAGCAGUGUCUAAGAAUGAGCUCGCCACAUCACCUUCAUAUAAAUCCAUUGUCGGCCACUGUGUGUCGCUUCGUGCUUUUCCGGCAGUAUUCGGCGGAUUGCUUUUCGAAACAAACAUUUGGACGCCCCUCCUAUCGUCGCCUGAGCUCUCUCGGAUAUUUGUGCUUCGCCUGCAAAAGUCGGGAGAAAAACGACUUAGUUCAAUAUCAUCAACCACUUCUGGAACUUGGAGCGGAUCGAGGGUUCGUGUCAGGCUCGGCUGAAGUCGGAGCCCAAGCUUUGCGUCUUGUUCGCCGCUCGGCCACGUUCGGCUCUUGUCGUUCAGUCCACGGAAGAAUGGACGAAGCGGACUCGGCCACGAAGGCGCUCGGGUUGGAUGAACCGCCCAUCGUCGAGCCCUCGGUUGACGGAGUGGGCUCGGAUACCGAGUCGGAGGCCGAAGUUGCCUCAAUGGCCGUGAUGGCGGAACCGGGGAACAUCGACAUAGGAGCCGAGUCCCUGCCGAACCCUGACGAGGCCGAGGCGGCGUUCGCUGAGGUGACGGCUGUUACGGUGAGGGACGUCCAGGCCACAGAUGACAACGUUUUUACCACCACGGUGACCGCACCUGGAGGCCUCCCUGAACAUGUGCUGAGCGGGAGGACGACCCUCCAGCUGGGUGAAAGCCUCAGUACCCAGAAGGCCACUCUGAUUGUGGUUCAUACUGAUGGCAGCAUCGUAGAAGCGACUGGUCUCAAGUCUACCAACGCCAUGGCAACAGGUCCACAAACCACACCAACUUCACUGACUCCUCCUCCAGACAAAGACUCGUGCUCCAAGUACAACUGGGACCCGUCGGUGUACAACAACGAGCUGCCGGUCCGCUGCAGGAACACCAGUGGAGUUCUCUACAAGAACCGACUGGGCUCGGGGGGCAAAGGUCGGUGCAUCAAACACAACCAGCAGUGGUUCACACCGACGGAGUUUGAAGGAUUGGCGGGAAGAGCCAGCAGCAAAGACUGGAAGCGGAGUAUCAGAUACGCCGGCAGACCUCUGCUCUGCCUGAUACAGGAGCGAAUCCUGGUCCCCCACGCCGCCUCCUGCACUUGCGGCGCCUGCUGUGACGACCUCACCGCUUGUCCCAGAGAGGGAGACUGUCUGACAACAGAGAGCAACUCUAUGACCGGCCCAGUCCGACUCUUCGUCCCGUACAAGAGACGGAAAAAGGACACAGAGCCGCCCAUGAGUCCUCCCAAAAAAGAACUUCCUGUCUCUAAAAGCAUCACGCUGCCUCCUGGAACCACCUUCACUGUCUCUCCGUCAGGACAGUUCUCCAACCCCGGCACUCUGACCUUUGACCGCAGCCCGGCCACCGAUGCCACCGCAGCCGCCGCCGCUGCCAUCAUGUCUGACGGCUCGGCGCAGAGCGAAGUUUUCGCCAGCACGGCAGUGUUGACGGCGUUACCGGCUCUGGCUGUGGCUCCUCAGCCCAUUCAGGCCAAAAUGGCGGUGACCACAGCGGGGUCUCCGUCAGCCGGGCUGGUGACUGGGCUGGACGUGGGCGCGGUGGGCGGCGUGGGGCCGGCAGUGAACGAGAGUCAGAAGAACACCUGGUUCUACCUGGAGGACGUGGCCAACACUCUGCUGAGCAACGUGCAGCAGCUGAAGACCCUGAUAGAGCAGGCCAAGAACUCUGCAGGAGACACGGCAGGGUUCAGAGGUCAGGGAGGCAGGAAGGAGUUUGGUUUCAGUCCGUCGUUCCAGAGUCAGAUUUCCUUUCAGCAGCAGGACGGCUCUGAGGCCAAGAGGAGUUCUGACCUGACGGAGAUCAUCAUCAACCAAAUGUGUGUGAACUGUGGUCGAGUGGCAAUGAAUGAGUGUACAGGCUGCCACAAAGUCAACUACUGCUCCACCUUCUGUCAGAGGAAGGACUGGAAGGAUCAUCAGCACACCUGCUGUCAGUCAGCAGGGGGCAUGGCCAUGCAGGACGAGGAGCCAAUCACAGCCAUCGAUAUGGACAAAGUCAAAUGAAGACGACGAGGCUAAAAAAAAAGAAAAAUCAGACAGUCGGUAUUACAGAAGAAGACGUUUGAAGAACUGCACGUGUCAAGAAUGUUUUUUAUACUACAGUAUUUUUUUAAUAUAUUUAAGUUAUUUCUCAUGUUUCCUCGGACAAGGAUCAGGAGGAGCACAGCUGAUUGGUCCGUUUGGCGUUAAAACUGACCAAGUUAAACAUGUUUUAGUGUUGGGUUUUUUUCAGGCUCUGGUUAUGAAGUGGACUUUUUGAUACUGAAGGAAGUUGUAUAAAAAAAAAACCUGUUUCCUCGGAGCUCCCCUCUGAUUGGUCAGAGCCUCUCUCUUUGUUGUGACACAACAGAAAUGUAAAUAUUCUCAGUGACAGUAGUGAAACGUUGGAUGCACCAACUUUGUGGAACUGCUGAGCAAUAAACCAUAACAACUGAAACAAAACACCCUGAAGUUUUCAAUUUAGUUUGAAUCAGAAAACAGAAUAAAACAUGUUUUUGUUUUCACUAUAAAAAUCUCCAUUUUUGUCUAGACAAGACAAAUGAUCUGACCGUUUCUCCACUGACCCCUCGGGGGGCGGGGGGACAUGGAACAUCGAUAUUCACCAGAUCGUCCCAGAGACUUCAUCAUGUACUUGAUUUUGGGAGUUUGUACAGACACAUCAUGACAUUUCUGUGCAGAAAUUCUGUGCAUUUAUCUCCUGGUUUGGUGCUGCAGGGCCUCAGUCUGUAACUCUUGUCUGUUGUCUGUCUCCAAGUUGUUCCGUUUGAUUCAUAUCUGGUCAAUAUCCUGUCUGGAAACGGGGCCUCGUUUUACACAUCAACAAACUGGAACAACGUCUGUCUGCGUGUAAAAAAACAGAGACUCUAGCUCCCCCUGCAGUCCUUCUCUGUUCUGAUCCAGACGGAUGUUCUGAGGUUUGAUUUAACUGAGGUGAGGAGAAGAACAUCCAGAUGUUCCUGCGCUCUGAGUCUGAGUCCCCGGAUUACAUUUUUCAUUUAGAGGUAGCAUAAACGUUUGUCUGAAGAAGAACUGGAUUAGAUAACGUCCGAGGACACAAACACUGGACUUCAAGGGUCAGAGGAAGCUAAAGACAAACAACCAGAGGACGAAGUUACAGGAAACUAAACAUGUUGACUAAUGACCGGAGAUACAAGAGAGCAGCGCCGGGAAACAUGUGAGGCCACGAACAGCAGGCACAGGACAGAGGUCUGUGAAA